ACGACCAUCGAGUGUGGUUCCGGUGGGGUCGAUCACCACGUAGCGUAGUGUGUGCAUACCCUAACGCAGCAUUCGAGAUUUUGAACGCGCGCGUACCGAACGUAUCGCUUCGCGCCAAAACUACGCUCGAAAUUCAACUCGCGGAGUGAUUUUGUUUUUAAAAUAAUUCGAAUUAUUAGCAUAGACUUAUUGUUUAUUAUUUUAAAUUACAACUUUUGAUAGUUCAGUUUUUUGAGGUACAAUUUAUUUAGUUAAUUUUGUUUUGAAAAUGAAACUUUUAUUGUGCAACUUUAAAUUGCCGGUAAUAAAGUAAAAUAAACAAUUAUUUUAGUAUAGCAGUUAGUUGUAUGUGCAAUGUUUUGUGAAUAACAAAGGAAAUUACGAAAAUGAAGAUGAUUUGGACCUGUAUUGCAAAAGUUUUAAUUUUAUUUUUGUCGACGAGAAGCGCUGAUGCUGUCCAGACCUUUGUUGAAAUGCCCAGAUAUACGGAGGUGAAUCCUGGUGAAGACGCCUUGCUCAAAUGUAGGAUAUCUAAUAAGAAAGGCGUAUGCUCCUGGCAAAAAGACAACAAGCCCGUGGGCAUUUAUCCUGGAAAGUACGAGUGGGCGAACGAGAACAGCCCAGUGGGUGGCGACUGCUCCAUCUGGGUGAAAGCGGCUACAUUACCCCUGGAUGACGGGCAGUGGCAGUGCCAGGUUACCGCCAGCAACUACGAUGUGCCGGACUCCCUUUCUAGCCCGCCAGCCACGCUAGCAGUUCGCGAGCCGCCCCACAACCCUCGCAUCUGGUUCAACGGUUCCCAAGUCAUGAACGGCCAGAACAUCACCAUCCCCGCUGGCUCCAGGGCCUCCGUCACCUGCGAGGCGAGGUUCGGCAACCCCCCGGCUUAUAUCGAGUGGUAUUUGGAAAAAGAGCGGCUGACAGCGUGGAGCCAGACCAACACGACCGAGAUGGAGAAGCCACGGCGCUGGGCUGCGCGCUCCACCCUGGAGCUGGGCGCCACCCGGUCCGCCCAUGGUCGGCAGCUGGAGUGCCGGGCCCACCACCCGUCCUACAAGCCUCCCUAUUACAAGAACUCCUUUGCUCUGCUUGAUGUCACUUUCAUUCCCGUGGUGUCCAUCAACGGCGCAGACCCGAGCAUUCUAGCCAAUCUAGAAGAGGGCUCGAGUGCAUUGACCCUGGAGUGCCGAGCUGAAGGGAACCCGAAGCCCUACGUCUGGUGGACCAGGAACGGGCAGGUCAUAGCCACAAAUGGACCAAAACUUUAUCUAGCACCGGUGUCAAGAAACCAUACUGGAAUUUACGGCUGUCAAGCAAGGAAUACUUUAGGAACAUCGGACCCUGUUAAAAUCGAAAUUGACAUCAAAUACCCUCCUCGUGUGACGUGGGUGGGCCCGGACACAGCGGUGGAAGCCAACCUGUUCUCGCAGGUCACGCUCGAGUGCAAGGCGGACGGCAACCCCGAGCCCUCCUAUCAUUGGUACCACAACCCGUCUCCAUCCGGCUACAUGUCGUCGCUCGAUGACGACCGCUACCCGAUCUCCACCACGUCGCAGUUGCAACUUCACAACAUCUCCUACACUCAACACGGGCAGUACACCUGCGUCGCCAUCAACCACAUUGGAACUGAGGAGAGGAAAUACGUAUCCGAGCCCAUCAGGCUGAACGUGCUGGGCCCGCCGGUGGGCGCGGAGUCGUUCUCGUCGCACGCGUGGAGCGGACACGAGGCGCGCGUGCGCGCCAGCGUGUGCGCCGACCCCGCGCCGCGCCGCGCCUGCUGGCUGUGGGGCAGUCUGCGGCUCGACGUGCCUUCGCAGAUUGGUCGUUUCCGAGCUGUGGAACCAUCAGAAGCCAACGGCUGCUAUCGCUACACACUAUUGAUCUCCAACUCCGGGGAAGCUGAUGCCAGAAUGUACGUGCUGGAAGUGGAAAACGAACGAGGGAUAUCUUCUCACGCCGUCACCUUGACUAUACACGAGACGGCGUACGUGGCGCCAAUCAUAGCGGCCGCGCUCGUGAUCGCCGCGCUGCUCGUCAUCCUGCUCUGCCUCAUCAUCAAGUGCCGGCGGCGGAGAGAAAGCGUAGAAUACAAGACUGAUGAUUUAGAUAGUGAAAAGACAGUGCUGCCAGCGGACGCGGUGUACUCCCCCCGCGAGCAGCCGCGCGCGCCUCCCCCCCGCGCGCUGCUGUCGUGCAGCGUGGCGGGCGUGGCGGGGGGCGCUGGGGGCGCCGGGGGCGCCGGGGGCGCGGGGGGCGCCGCCAGCGCGCGCUACUCGCCCGGCGCGCUGCAGGUGCGGCGCGCGGCCGUGGUGCUGCAGCCCCCCACCACCGUGUGAUGCACAGGAUGCGCUCACAUCGCUGGAAAAAGAAGCCAAAGAGAAUGUCUACGCGGUCCUAGACCCGCACAUUCAGUAUGAAUUAACAAUAAAUAAGCACGGGGAGCCGCCUAAGUAUUUGUCGCUGUCUAAGCCCCUAACACACCA
Plodia interpunctella (Indianmeal moth) is the source of this 2483-nucleotide messenger RNA. RefSeq lists its product as uncharacterized. Gene Ontology annotation, cellular component: cell-cell junction; plasma membrane. Gene Ontology annotation, molecular function: cell adhesion molecule binding. Gene Ontology annotation, biological process: cell-cell adhesion. Bases 387 to 2336 code for a protein of 649 amino acids. The transcript has 15 exons. The record is from RefSeq and is a predicted model, not a curated record. NCBI's taxonomy places the organism in Eukaryota, Metazoa, Arthropoda, Insecta, Lepidoptera, Pyralidae.